GCGACCCUUAACAACCCCAACAACAACAAGAAGAAAAUUGGCAUCAGGGGAAGAAAAACCGUAGAAGAGGAAACUAAGAGGCAGAAAAGGGAAUUGAGAAGAGGAAAAGGGUGUUCCGGACCACAUCUCUUGCUGACAUCUUAGAGAAGAGGAGGAAAAGGUCCUCCAGACGCCAUAUAUACGACAGAGUUGUUAUCCUGGGAUGUAUAGGGCGCGUAACUCCGAUGCUGAUGGUAGUCGAGGGUCAGGCGGCCACUCUACACACUACACCAGGCGGCCGGUGCACGAGCAGAUGCGAGAGUCUAUACCGGCAGUUGUGGUGGGCGUUGGACUACUGUUGAUGGGCAGCGGUCUACUCUUCUGGAACGAGGGUCGAGCUGUUCAGACUUCUCGGAGCUUAGAUGAGGGCUACAACGCUGUCAUACGUGUUGCAAGUGCUAACGUCAUACACGAGGAAAAUAAUCAUAAGCUGGUUCACGUGUGGGGGACUUUGUCGACGUUCCCAGUGCUGACAGACGACACUUAUGGCGUGGAGAUCAAUGCCGUGCGACUGAAGCGCCGUGUCCAGAUGUACCAGUGGAUUGAGGAGGAGUCUUCCAUGCGCUCGGAAGAAACUCCAGGCAUGCCCACGGAUACUUCGUACUCUUAUUCCUUUGCUUGGAGGGAUAAGGUUAUAGACAGUUCUUCAUUUAACAUCCCGUGGGGACACAACAACCCCACAUCUAUCCCGGUGCCUUCGGUAAUACAGGUGUCGGAGAAUGCCAAGGUUGGCACGUACCACCUCAGUCCGGCCAUCAAGGAAAUGUUUUCUGAAUUCAUUUCCUUCUCCGGCGACGAGCAGCCAGAGGGCGAUGACAUCAAGCUGCACGGAGGGAUGUACUACAUCACUCGAGACAUCUACAAUCCUGACAUUGGGGACUUGAGAAUUCAGUUCUACUUUGCUGGACGGGCCGGCGAAGUGGUGAGCAUCGUUGGGCAGCAGGUCGGGGAGACACUUCACCCAUACCUCACCACCAACGGCAGGGAACUGCUCAUCGUUCACAUGGGCAAGCGCACCGUCGAGGAGAUGUUCUCCACUGAGCAUGCCCAGAACCGCUUCCUGACCUGGAGUCUGCGCGUGGGAGGCUGGUUUCUCAUGUUCAUUGGCCUGACAUGUGUGUCCAAUAUUGUCAAUUCCUUAGUUUUGUGUUCACCGCUGAUGAGAGACAUGGUGGCCCUGGGUCUAGGCUCAGCGAACCUCACGCUGAGCAUGUCCACAUCACUGAUCAUCGUGGGCGGUGCUUGGGCCGUCUACAGGCCGGGUCUCGCUCUCCUCAUCCUCGUCGUUGCAGCACUUCCAUUCGUCCGGGCAGCUGUGCAGCACUCGACGUUGGAGAUGUUCUCCCGCAGAGCUAACGGAUUGAGGGGCAGUCUCUGAGAGUGACUGUCAGGUGCUUCUACACAGCUGACCUUGGACUCAUACAGUGACUGGUGCCACACAAUGCAGAGGUUUAACAGCAGAUAAGCUACAGAGUGACCUUUUCUGAUGCCACAUUGACGGUCACAAAGAAGCGAGUGGUAGUCAAGACACGCUGUCAUCUGCCAUGUCCUUGCCUUUAGAUUUUUACACUGACUUUGCCUGAAGACUAGUACAGUGUUGCAGCUGUCAGGUACCUCAUGAGUAUGUACCUUUACCUCUGACGAGUUCCGAGAGCCUUUUUACUCCCAGUAUACACGUACUGCACAUCAGGUCUUCGCUUGCAAACAAGUUGCACUUGCUUUUUCAACUUAUGAAGCAGUGCUGUAUGACUCUUUUGGGUUUACCACUUUAUUAUAAUCACAACUAACUUAUGAACACGUUGUUUGUAUAGAAAACAAUGAUCGAUGGUUAGGUUUCACGUGAGUUGUUACUGCGACUGAAAUUGUAAACCCAGUUGAUUUCUAAGUACUCCAUUUGUAAGUGUAAAUGCAUGUAACUUGCUUGUGACUUAGGACCUGUUUUUGCACACUACCAAAAAUUCACAAGUACUACACAGUGAAAACUGUACGUGAAAUCCCCAGUUUCUGGUAGAUUUUGAUUGCUGUACAUACAUGUAUAUAUUUAUAUGCAUUUUUAAGGGUAUCACUUGAUAAUAUUUGAUAUUAUUGUCUACAUUUCCCGUAAUGAUGACCAAGUGUUACACGUGGAAAAAACACAUUGCAAGCAUCAUUUUUAUACCCAGGUAAUGACCCUUGUGGGUUUAGCGCUUAGUUUCAGUUGUAUUAUUAAUACGUAUAUCCAGGUAAAAAUGAUGCGGUUACGAUUGAACAAAUAUAGAGUUCUAAUCCCCCUUGUAUGGUACAACCAAAACUUGAUGUAGAUCGUUAAGGUGAAUAUUGUGUUAGAGGGUAUUGCUUUAUGUGUUUAGAGAAGACUAAGUUUUAGUACAAUAUUUAAAAAAGAAAGUCACUAGAUUAAUGUGUUUCCAGUAACUUAUUUAGAAUAAGAUAAGCUAUAAUCUUUUGUUUUGUUUCAAGAUGUGCAGUAUUUUGUAGAUUUAGUGAUCAGCUCAGUAUUCAGGGUUAGUGUUAAACGAUAACCUUCAUAUUUUUUAAAUCCCAGAAUAUAUUUAUAACUAAAAUCAGGGCUGGCAUGGAGAGGAAAGGCCAAGCCCCCUAAAUGUAAUUAAUAACAAUACAUCACCCUGCCUCGGUGGGAGACGACCAACUUGUUGAAAAAAAAAAAAAAUCACUUCAGUUAAGUCCUCACUUAAUGUUUGGAAUCUGUGACCGAGUGAAAUGACGUGUGACGAAACCAAUCGUACCAGACCUCGCUGUCCAUCGUCAGACCUCUUUAAAACUUAGUUUUGUUUCUAAUGUUACACUUUUUAUCUGUUUUUUUGUGGCCACAGACAUCAGGGUUGUACAGUGUACUUUUAGCACUCAUCGUGACAGGGUGAAAUCGAGGAAUAAAUGUUUGCAAAGCAAAAAUUGUAAGGAGCACCUCCUACCAAAAUGCAGUUCAAAAACAGUAAUGACUAUGGCGGCUUGCUGAGCACUUUGGUACCGCAUUAUUCAUUGGCAUGCAUUUCUAUAAUUACUGUAUACCUUACAAAUUUUUAUUUUACAAUAAUUUGCAUUCAUUGCACAAAUUCAUUUUUUUUCCAUCGUUAUAACAAAACUACGUUAUUCGAGGACUUGCUGUACUUUAAAGGCAGUCCCCUAGCCCCUUCUUCCAACUAGAGUGACAACUGCUAAGCCCUCUCCUAUAUAAAAUUUCUAGAGCUGCUCAUGCCUGAAACUCUAAAGACAUUAAGUAAUAUGCCAUCUGCAUGUAUUUGAUGGUGUACACCUAUUAGCGAGUUAAUUUAUUUUAAUACAAUUAUAUUUAAGUUUUGUGAUAUAAUAUUUAAGUUUCAUGGUAAAUAUGUAAUCAGUAUGUGUUGAUUGUGAUAUAUGAUUUUGUACUUAAUUUUUUAAUGAACUGGCCAUAUCCCACUGAGGCUGGGUGACCUAAAAAGAAAAAUGAAAGGUUGUACCGGAAAAGGGGGUUACCUAGCCCCUUGCUCCCAGCACUUUAGUUGCCUCUCAAUAUUUUUUGGAGUGAUUUUUUUCGCCAGGCAUUUCUCACCCAGGUAGAACAAAGUUUAGUUAUGUGUCUUCUAGUGUCAUGUGAUUGUGCGAGGGGUCAGUGCUAAAACUCGCAUAUAUGAUUGUAUCUACAGGUGCUCCUCAACUUACGUUCCAAUGAACUCAUCGUAAGUUGAAACUAUGGUAAGUCGAAUGUGAUACUUCAUAAAUAAAUACUGUAACUGAAUGCCAAGAGACACACUUUGGUGUUUAGUAGACAUAACUGGCUUGGGUAAUUUUGGUUAAAUAUAGAAAAACACUUGACGACUACUGAACGUGCAUUGCUACAGCACCAUCAUAAAGUCAAAAUAUCAUAAGUUGAACCUUUGUAGAGUGAGGAGCACCUAUUUUGACGAGAGUCUGAUGAUGAUUCUCAGACUCAGUGCUACGCUCUCUCUCGCUUUUGACCGAGAUUACAUUGAAUUCUCUGAAGCUGCUUAAGGCUUGUCAAUGGGAUUAGGAAGUUUUAGUACAGUAUUUUGCAGUCUAAUAUAGGCUCUUGGGUAUGACCCUGAUGGAUUUAGUGCAUAGUUUUGAUUAUAAUAAUAUAGAUUCUUGAUGGGGGACAUUAAUAAAAAUCACAGUUGCAAGCGAGACUUCGUAUAUAUGCACUUGAGCUCUUAAAGCAGUACCUGUAGAGGUUAAGUUACAUCUGGUCCUGCCUCAAUCUUGACUGACACUUGGUUCCUAGCUUCUUGGGCACUAUCAUAUUUCCUUUUUGAUCCACAAAUUGAGUUUGCCUCGUCACCUUGUUCUUUCCUCUGUUCACUUUCCUUACACUGAGAACUUCUGUCAUUGUCACACUUUUGGGUAUCCAAGUUUCCAUCUAUACCUGGUGUUUACCCAUCCUUUGUCUUGUCUUUCCUUGUGUAUCUUUAAUACCAUGAUCAUGUCUCCUUGACCUUUUGCUCUUGUGAUACAGUACAAAGACAUCUAAAGCAAAAUAAUCAUUUGGAAAUUUCUUACUACCAUUGGUCAGUAUCUGACCAGCUGGGCUGUGACUUGUAUGUUGGUUUAUGUGUGGCCAGCAGUAACAGCCUGGUUGAUCAGGCACUGUUCCACCAUGAGGCCUGGUUUCUUCUCCUCCAUAGCUCAUUGCUUUAUAACCUGGUGGGUUUACUGCUUAGUUUUGAUUGUAAUAAUUUUCGUAGAUCAUAAGUUUCAGCAUUGUCACCAGACUGGUGGUAAGUCUCCAGUUUCUUCUAGCCACUUCAGCCAUAUGCUUUGCUCAGUGCUGUGUUGUUUCCUGGGCCAUGUUACUGAAGACUUUUUAGUAAGUCUCCACCUUCACAUUUUAAUUUUUGUUACAGAGUUUUGUAACAAUCAGUUUUCUUCAUGACAUGUAACCUAGUUCAUCUUUUGCACCUCUUCCACCAUCACACACACUGAUUUUUUUUACAAACUCUGUGUGUGUGUGUGUGUGUGUGUGUGUGUGUGUGUGUGUGUGAGUGUGAGUGUGAGAGAGAGAGAGAGAGUGUGAGAGAGAGUGUGAGAGAGAGUGUGAGAGAGAGUG
Cherax quadricarinatus is the source of this 5101-nucleotide messenger RNA. The record is from RefSeq and is a predicted model, not a curated record. NCBI's taxonomy places the organism in Eukaryota, Metazoa, Arthropoda, Malacostraca, Decapoda, Parastacidae.